AUGGCAUCCAACAGCGACAUGGCUAAUGCAAAUGGACGAGAGAAUGGAGAGCCGGUGGUGAAGCGACCGCGAGAGAACGUCACGCCAGAGUCUCCGUUGCGUUCUCAGAAGGAGCCGGCGAACAAAGUGACCGUGGUGCUCGGAGCUCAAUGGGGGGACGAGGGCAAAGGAAAAGUUGUGGACUUGCUCGCAAUGGAUGCGGAUAUCGUAUGCAGGUGUCAGGGGGGCAACAAUGCGGGUCACACUGUGGUUGUGGACUCUGUAGAGUACGACUUCCACCUGCUGCCCAGUGGUGUACUCAACAAGAAGGCUACAUCCUUUAUAGGCAAUGGAGUGGUCAUACACCUCCCAGGGCUAUUUGCAGAGGCGCAAUCUAACUUGAAGAAAGGCAAAGGAUUGCAAGGAUGGGAAGACCGACUAAAGAUUUCUGAUCGUGCUCAUAUUGUGUUCAACUUCCAUCAGGCUGUCGAUGGUAUUCAAGAGCAGCAGCGGCAACAGCAAGAAGGGAAAAACUUGGGAACAACCAAAAAGGGUAUAGGUCCAGCUUACUCCUCCAAAGCUGCUCGGAAUGGCCUGCGAGUCUGUGACCUUGUCUCAGAUUUUAAAGUCUUUGAGGACAAGUUCCGCAUGCUAGCAGAGCAUUUUCUGGCAAUGUAUCCAAACCUCAAUGUGGACAUUGAAGGUGAACUGAAGCAGCUGAAGGGAUAUGCUGAGCGACUGCGCCCUCUGGUGACAGACGGUGUGUACUUCAUGCACAAAGCGCUCACUGGCCCCAGUAAGAAGAUCCUGGUGGAGGGAGCAAACGCUGCACUGCUUGAUAUUGACUUUGGCACAUAUCCCUUUGUGACGUCAUCUAAUUGCACCGUUGGAGGAGUGUGCACCGGGCUUGGCGUGCCCCCAUCUCACGUUGGGAGAGUGUACGGCGUCGUCAAAGCCUACACCACCCGCGUGGGUGUCGGCGCUUUCCCAACAGAACAGGAUAAUGAGACAGGGGCACUUUUACAAACGCGAGGUCACGAGGUCGGCGUGACAACAGGCAGAAAGCGACGCUGCGGCUGGCUAGACUUGAUACUAGUCCGAUACGCUCACAUGGUCAACGGCUUCUCGGCCAUCGCCUUGACCAAACUGGAUAUUUUAGACACGCUGGAAGAGAUCAAAGUGGGAGUGGCUUAUAACGUUGACGGGGAGCCUCUCCCAAGUUUCCCAGCAAACAUGGAUGUUCUGACGCGUGUCACCGUGGAAUACAAGACCUUUCCUGGGUGGUGCCGCAGCACUGAGGCGGCCCGCAGCUUUGCCGAACUACCGUCACAGGCGCAGGACUACAUUCGCUUCAUCGAGGAUUUCCUUCAAGUGCCAGUGAAAUGGGUUGGAGUGGGAAAGUCCAGAGAAAGCAUGAUCAAACUUUACUGA
Nerophis lumbriciformis (worm pipefish) is the source of this 1410-nucleotide messenger RNA. The record is from RefSeq and is a predicted model, not a curated record. NCBI's taxonomy places the organism in Eukaryota, Metazoa, Chordata, Actinopteri, Syngnathiformes, Syngnathidae.